Messenger RNA from Uloborus diversus, 2003 nucleotides. Its product is annotated as vascular endothelial growth factor A-like. The transcript has a single exon. NCBI's taxonomy places the organism in Eukaryota, Metazoa, Arthropoda, Arachnida, Araneae, Uloboridae. The coding region runs from base 1 to 915 and encodes 304 amino acids. Gene Ontology annotation, cellular component: membrane. Gene Ontology annotation, biological process: positive regulation of protein autophosphorylation; positive regulation of cell population proliferation. Gene Ontology annotation, molecular function: growth factor receptor binding; growth factor activity. The record is from RefSeq and is a predicted model, not a curated record.
AUGGUCCCCUGGCUGACAGAGCUGCUCUUAUUGCUAAUGGUGGCGGCCGGAGCCGUGCUGACCGGACCGCUGGAACGAAAGCCGCAGGUGCCGGAAGAUUUCCUGAUCCGGCUGCAGACAGUGCAGAAUUUCAGUCAGUUCCUAAGCAGCUGGAUUGACCAGAGUGCAGUGCAAAGAGCUUACCUCCUACAAGGAGAGGCGGACGAAGAGACCGCCGUGGAGGUCGCACACCCUGCUGGAUGCAUCCCAGAGAUGCAGGUAGUAGAGUUCGAAAGACCCUCCGAUCCAUCCCUGGUGUUGUGGCCCUCUUGCACCAGGGUCCGCAGGUGCGGGGGCUGCUGCAGCAGCAAGCUGUUGCACUGCGUUGCUAUCAAGACGAGCACCAUCGUGGUCAAGGUAAUCCGAGCCCGAUAUCCACAUCCUGGUGCUGAGCUGCUUGAGCUUGAAGGUUACGAAAGCGUCAGCUUGGAGCAACACGACCGCUGCUCUUGCAGGUGCAGGCAAGAGGAAAGAGACUGCACCAGCAACCAAAGAUACCAACCGGGACAGUGCCAGUGCGUGUGCAGGAACCAGCAAGAGGCGGCACAGUGCCGGAUGCCGGAUCACUACUGGGACGGCAAGGAUUGCGUCUGCAGGUGCAAACAAGAGCCGGAUUGCUCUACGGGCAUGGUUCUCAACGACAAGAGCUGCAAGUGCGAGGUGCGCCACCAGACACCUUACAUUCCAGAAAGAAUGCCGGGUCCAGCUCCUCACCUAAGCACGCUUUUUCGAGACGAUGGUGGUGAAAACGAUGCUUAUAGGUUGAGAUACGCGGCCGUCGACCCCCACGAAGGUCCAUUCGCACUAUUUCAGCAUAAACAAGAGAGGACAGUUUCGGUGGAAAAUGUUACUUUGCCGCAGUGGACGGUGACGUGAAUCCUCGUAGUGUCCUCGUGGAUGUGUUAUGUUCCUUUUGCAGAAACUAGUCUCGAAAACGAGAGAAAUAAUUCUCGUAGUCAAGAGCUAUUUCAUGGUGAUCAAAACAAUUUACAAAAAAUCUCUACAGCGAAAAACUCACAUGCUCAGUUAUUCACAGAACAUUUCCCUGCUACAAUUUAUGUGCAUUUUUUUUCUUUUGCACACUUCGCUAGUCAAAACAGUGCCACCAUAGUUGCAACUCGGUCAAUGAUCAUCAACAAUGCCGAGGCUGAUUCUUUUUUAUUAACCUAGAAACAACAGACAUGUGCUUCCCUUGCGUUUCAACCUUGACAUACCAAGCAUUAAUACAUGCAAUCAAACACAUAACUUAAAAAAACAAUGUGACAUUCACCUAAAACAUUAUUCCUAAUCAAAAUUUGCUGUUUCCUAGAACAAUAACAGACCAAAAGGUGAUUCAUCUUAGAAAACAUUUCAUACUUUUCUUCCCAGUCAUUACUAAUUUCUCCAUGGAAUGGACUCGCAAUGAUCUCUAACGAAAAGACUGAUGUUGCGCAAAACCUCUGUGAUAUCUUAGAUCUAUUUUUUAUGGAAUUUAUACAUGGAAAUACGAGAAAAUCGGUUCGAAAGACCACCCAAUGAAAGAAUUUUGAACGAUAGACUGAAAAAGUUCCGAUAUCUUUUCUGCUACUGUUUUAAAAAUUCCAGACAGUGGACAGACAUAGAGUGCCUUAACGUUGAUAUAGAAAACUUGUACAUUUUAGAAAGGAUAUUCAAAAAAUUAUUAAUAUAUACGUGUGUAACUGUAACUUACACUGUGCAUUCUGAAGUAAUUUCGCAAGGUGGGUUUUUUCAAGCCUUCUGAGAAAGUGCGCCCAUGAAAACAGGACAUUCUGGCGUCCAGAUAACAAAAAAAGUUCCUGGUACUUAUAAUUGUGGUUCUUUAUGAAUAAUUAUAUAUUUCACUGUUAAUAUAUUCACUUUAGCCAAAUUGAUGCGAUCAAAAAUCAUGUGUAGGACAUGAAGGAGAAAAGGUAAGUGCCUAUGAACAACCACUGGUUAUAUUGUAUUUAGUUCUGUAAUUUUUA